CGAGAAGUAGUCCCGAGAUCGUUUUUAUUGUCAUCCCGCUGUGUUGUACAGUAAGGCGAUAUUCAUAUUAGGGAGUUUUACUUCGUCGACUAUUACUUCUCCACGUCCACGCGCCGUAGACUCCGCAAAUCCUAGAAGAACACGUAGACUCCGCAGAUCCUAGGAGAACACGUAGACUCCGUAAAUACAACUAGUUUCGAAAUUAUGGUGCUGUGUUCGAGCAGUAGCAAAAGCAGAAAAGAGCUUGAAUCGGAUAUCUCGUCGCUGCGGCACACGAUCGCUGCGAAGGAAUCAGAGAUCAGUUCGCAGGUAAGCAUCAGAGCGCAUUGGUUGGUGUUGUUUAGUUGUUUUUUUUUUCUCUGUACGUUGCAGUUGCACCUUCCGACCGUUAAAAAUUGAUUGCGCAUCUGUAGCAUGCAUGCAUGAAUCGUGAUUAUUGUCAUGUCAGGUGACUUCCUAUCUUUUCCACCUGCCAGGCCUUCGUGAAUGAAACGCUCCAGGAAGAGUUGACUCAAGCAGAUGCAAGGUACACGCAACAACGAGAAACGUGGCAAAGCGAAAGAGACCAGUUGCGAAACGUACUGAGCGAAUAUCUAUGUUCUUGAUGUCAUCUAACUAUGAGAAACACGACCUAGAACACAACUUUUAAUUUUGCCACCGUGUCCUGCAGUAUGCAUCGAUAGACGUUUUCGUACAGACGUUUUCGUACGAGAAGGAGAACCAACUAGUUGUAAUGGCUUCAACAUCAUCCAGUGUCUCUUCGUUCCCACCAUUCCCACCAGGCACUCGAAGAUUUGCAGAGAAGGCACGGCGAAGAACUUGCAGAAUACAAGAUACGCGUGGUACGUUACGAGGAGCGCGUCGCCUUUGUUGAGAAUGAACGUACGUGUUCUAAGUAGUUGUACUUUUCUGUAUUUAUGUUGCGAUAAGGGAGAUACUGAAAGAAGAGGAACGUAAUCAAGACUUCUCUCUUAUUUCAGUCAGUAGCUCGCUUAUUUUAUUGAGUUUUCGAAUACCAUUUUUAUCACAUUCAACACAUCUUAACAACUCAAACUCAUCUUUUGACCACCUGCUCGUCCUUGAAAAGUGUUUGUUGAAUUCAGGUGACGCUGCAAAUUCCCUGUUGCGAGAAACACAGGAGCGAAGCGAAACCGAGAUCCACGAGCUGGAGCAAGAGUUAACGCGGCUGCAAGGAGAGCUCGAAAAAGCGAAAAAGCCACAGUACGUAAACGCCCAACAAAGCAGGAACGGGAACCGCGCGCCACACUAUGACGACUGUACUCCACCAAGUAGUCCUAAGUCAGGUGUGCCUCAAAUCAGGGUAGGGACGUCCGCUGCAUCAUCCUCUUCGGGUUCGAUGAAUACAACGAAUCACGGAGGUGCAGGACCUGAGCCGGGAAAUGCAGAAAAAGACGAUACAACUCCUUCAUCCUCGUCGACAAGUGGAGUUACUACAAAAGUUCGCGCGUUUGAAACGGUCGAUAAAGCGAAGAAACAAGCUGAGAGCUGGAAGGCGGCACACGCAACGGUACAAAAGCAAUUGAACGACGUCCAGAUGGAGCUGAAGAAUGUGAAGAAUUAAGGCAAGGACUAUUUUGCUUCGAUUUGAAAUGGUUCGAAAUCUAGUAGUGACGUAUGCUCUAAAACCAGGCGAAAGCAACAGCCGAAGCAGAGUUAGCAAGUGUGAGGGAGCAGCUAGCAAAAAGUGCAACGGAGCACGGCGCAGGUACUUCUACUAACUUCUACUUCAUCUAGCCAGCAUCUGGAUUUUUACAUUUAAAGUGCUAAACGACUCGGAAUUUCGAUUGCCACCGUAGGAGAAUUCACGACGCUUUCAGUUUCAGGUUUCAUCACUCUACUAGUGUUCCCCUUCUACUUCUGAUACCCACUCUGAUUGCAGAACAUUCACACGAAACUCUUCACUGACUCUCUCGCAGAACUAAGCCUUCUCCGCGGUCAUGAGGAGGAACGCAAAGCCGAGCUAGAGGCCGUUGGGCAACGGCUGGAGAAAAUGGCCUACCAGAAAGAGGUCUAUCGUGCGAAACUCCAAGCCCUGCACAGUCAAAACCAAGCAUUGCAUCUCAGUCUCCAACAAGCACACAAAGCACUAGACGCGUUUCACGAAACGUCUGGCGUCCGAGCGGCCAGGGGUGUCGGAGGAGCAGGAGGAAUUGUUGUGGGCGCUGGCGGUGGAACAAGUAAUGGUGCCAGCAUAGAAGCAGCGGGAGAGGAGUUAAGGAUCUUGCGGUUCUUGAUUGAUAGUGAUUCUACUUUUAGCAUUCACAUUAGAGCUACUACCUUACUAUCAUCUUCACUCACUCUCUAACCUAGGAUAGUCGCAGUCAGCCUUGGCCGAGUGGCACGGACCUCCAACAGCACAGGGGAACAGUGGAGGCGCAAUUUCAAGGUGGGGGUGGAGGUGGCAGCUCAUCUUCAUCUUCGUCUGGCGGAGUAAAACAGGGACAUCUUGUUCAAGAAGAUGAACAAGGAGGAAUUAAACCAAUAGGAGACGGAGAACCAAGUGCCACAAGUGCAGACCAAGCCGCAAGUGCAAGUGUAUCUCGAGGUCAUGAACUUCUUGAGCGUGGUCCACGGUUAGCCCAGUCAAGCAGUACAACAAACAGUCGAGCACAUAGUAAGCAAGAAUCGAUAUCCUCUUGCGAGUUUCCAGACCAUCACGCAGCUACACCUCUCGACAUUGCGCAACUGCAACCUUUAGCAGGUCCUCGAGGAGCACAUUCAUCAGCUCACCUACCCGUUCAAGAGUAUUCUUCUUCCCAACUACACCAGCCUCAACAACUAGACCAUCAACUACAACAUGAUCAUGAUGUGGAGCAUCGGAUAUCAGAUGUAGCAAUGAGAGUGAUCGACCAGGCACUGAAAACGAAGAGUCAAGUCCGGCACGCAGAUCACAGGACGGGAGAACACCUGAUGAGGAAAGAACAACAGCAACCACUUGAUGAAACUGGUGGAGGUGGAUUGAGGAACAGCCACGGUGCUGGUUUUCGGAAUACGCGAUUUUGGAAACCCAACUACGGAACUACACCAUCUGCUAGCAAAUGAUCUCGUCGCACUGCUAGCAUGAUCAUGUACUUAGUCCGUGUUGUUGUAGUUAAAUUUGCCUUUAGGAUUCGUCGAGAAGUUUCUUUCAUGUUCUCGAGAGACGUUGUGACCUAUGCUGGUGAUGAUGAAUUCACCUGAAAUAAUCAUCCUAGAAAGUCGUGAUCUCCGUUUGGUGUUGUUCCCACUACGCUCUGCUGAAUACUUACGCUUUGAUAUUAACGACAUCGACAAGGACAAGGGACCUAAAAAAUCAGAUGAAACUUCGCAACCAAUAAAAAAUGCAUUCGCAUCAAGCUCAAGGAUAAACCACUUCUGCAAUCGAAGUUGAAGUUGUUUUAACUGAGCAGGGCUCCCAGUGGCAGUGUGUUCUGUCGACUAUCGGAACUCAGAGGAAGUCGCCUUGCUUACAAUCGCGAGAACACUCAGGCCACCGCUCGUCUCUCAGGUGGAGUAUUAUGCUUCAAUCCUCUCCACAACCUAACAGUUUCCAAAACAAAAGUUUUUGGAGGAGUUUACGAGGUUCGGCCAGCUCGGGGUAGGGUAGAAUUCUAAGACACGUGUGCUUCCUGUUCUUUUUACUUAGUCAACCAUCUAUGACUAAUGUUUUUUGCUACUACAACGGAAAUCGUUUAACUACUUGUUUACAGUGUUGUGACUUACAUACCACGUUUUUCUAUUUUCUACUAUCUCGUCGAGACCGAACAGUGAGCAAC
Messenger RNA from Amoebophrya sp. A25, 3776 nucleotides. NCBI's taxonomy places the organism in Eukaryota, Dinophyceae, Syndiniales, Amoebophryaceae. The record is from the annotation of a GenBank genome assembly.